UCAAUGUUAUGGCUAUUGAAAAGACGAGUUGGGGAACAAUUUAAAGCAAAUCAUGCUGAAAUUGCCACAAAGAUUUCUUAUUGUAUGACGUACUAUAUUGACGCACGUUCACUUCCUGUUUCGCAACGACAAAGUCGCGAGUCAUUCCGAAUUCCAAAGUGUUUUUUCAACUGUUCAGGAGAGAAGAGCUGCACGUGGUUGAAUUUUCAUGUUUUGAGCGACACUUGAGAUUGACGGUGUUCUAUCGGCAAGAAAAUUAUCGGUGCUAGACAAUAACACACAAAGACAUCUCAUCGACGACAAAUAUCUUUAAGGAGGAUUUUCUAACGUCAGCAUCUUCGGAUUUUGGUCAGUUUCCAGGAGGGAUCGCAAAUUAACAUAACCUGACGUCCGGACGCUCUGCAUUCCACUUGACAGCAGGCUCUAUAUCCGUACGGACCACGCUGAAGGCAAGCUGAAAAAGAAAUGGAUCGAUCAUCUAAACGUGAAGGGCUCGUCUUGCUUCUACUUAUUAUAUUCUUCACGAAUCGUGGUUUCGGAGUUGCAGGAGAAACUUCUAAUGACAGAGGAGAAGGCAAACGGCGUCGAUCUCAAAUAGUUGUCCCAAGAAGAAUUUCAGCUGAUACAAAUGGAGGCGGCUUCCACCAUUUCCUAAGUUUCGCUCAACAAAGCGGCGACGAAGAGAUGCGAUACAACUUGACAGCUUUUGGAAAGGUGUACAAGUUCGUUUUAAGGCCGAAAAGGAAUUUCAUUUCACCCUCUUUCAAUGUGGAACAUUACACUACAGCCAACCUUACAAAACCGAUUCCUACUGGUGUUGACCUUUCACAUUGCUUUUACCGCGGAACGAUUUGUAAUGACACCACGUCCUCUGCUGCGUUUGAUCUCUGCGGUGGGAUGAGAGGUGCUUUUAAAACACGUGAUGGAGUGUUUCUCAUUGAGCCGCUGGUCAAAAAUAAACUUGGAGAUGAUAACGCAGGCUCCGCUGACAAACCUCAUUUGAUUACCAACUAUUUGGCAACGUCAUCUCCAAUCCGUGAAAGGGUUCACCUGGAAAACGACACCGAACGAACGCAAUCGAAUUCAGAAAAAACUCAGAAAAGCUCCUCUCGUCCAAAUGAGGUUGUUCGUCGUCGACGAAAGAGAGAUGCGAUAUUUCAAGGGACCAGAUCGUACCCGAGAUACCUCGAAACCAUGGUUACCGUUGAUAAGUCCAUGGUGGACCAUUACGGAAGCGAGUUUGAAGUCAAGAGAUACAUUCAGACAAUCAUGAAUGUGGUUCAUAAUAUGUUUCGCGAUGUAAACAUCGGCAACUCCAUCGAUGUCGUCUUGACAGGGAUCAAGAUUUUAAAAAACGAAGAAGAUUUGAGAAUAACGAACGACGCGAACAAGUUAUUGAGAAAUUUUUGCGCAUGGCAACACAAACAGAAUGUCAUUUCUGACUCGGAGGCGGGUCAUUAUGAUACAGCCAUCUUGAUUACCAGGAAAGACAUUUGCAAAACUAAAGGACAUUGCGACACGCUUGGACUUGCUGAAUUGGGAACGGUGUGUGAGCCCUCUCGAAGUUGCUCCAUCAUAGAAGAUAGUGGCUUGGCAACAUCUUUUACUGUUGCUCAUGAGCUGGGUCACGUUUUCAAUUUAGGCCACGAUACUCCGACAAAGAACUGCCAAGGGGAAGUAGGUGGAAUGCACGUUAUGGCGCCAUCCAUGAAUCUUCAAGCUCUCCCAUGGACUUGGUCCUCUUGUAGCAGACACGAAAUCACCGAAUUUUUGGAAGGCGGCCAUGACAGUUGUUUAAUGGACAAACCACAAUAUCAAUUCAAGUUUUCCGAACAACUGCCAGGAGAGGUCUAUAGUCCAACAAUGCAAUGUAAAUUGGUGUAUGGAAAGGAUUCGUCGCUGUGUACUUUUCAGACCAAUAAGUGUCGUCGUCUUUGGUGUACAGUAAAGGUUUUUCGAAAUAUAGAAGGAUGCAAAUCUCAGUCGAUGCCCUGGGCGGAUGGCAGUUCCUGUGGUCAAGGAAAGUGGUGUAUUCAUGGCGAAUGCGUAGAGAAACGAACGAAGACGGUGAUUAACGGGAACUGGUCGCCAUGGUCACCAUUUGGUCCUUGCUCCCGUACCUGUGGUGGUGGUGUGACGUUUUCAUCGCGCUCGUGUAACAACCCAAGGCCUUCAAACGGUGGUAAAUUCUGCUUUGGUGCCAAAACACGAUUCAAGUCAUGCAACACGAAGGAUUGUCCCAAAGGCAGCGCAAGUUUCAGAGCCGUGCAAUGUGCAAAAUACAAUAACAGAAGGGGACCGCCGGGAAGUCAAUGGGUACCAAGAUACCUUAGGGGCAGACAUCGAUGUCAACUGUUUUGUGAACGCAUUGGAGGCGGUGGUGUAAUUGUCACACCGAAAGUUGUCGACGGCACGAAAUGCGGGAAAAACGUGUUCGAUAUUUGCGUGAAUGGAAUUUGCCGGCUCGCCGGAUGUGACAACGUCUUGAAUUCGCAAAAGAAAGUCGAUGUUUGUGGUGUAUGUGGGGGAAGAAACGACACUUGUGAACGAACUUACAACUCUUGGCACAAAAAAGUGAAGUGGGGGUACAAUGACGUCACGACGUUUCCUUCUGGAAUAUCAUCCGUGAAAAUAGAGCUGAGAACACCGAAAUUUCAGGGAGAAUGGGACCGCACAUCUAAUAGAACACGUGGAAAACUUGAUGAUUAUAAUUAUUUAGCAUUAUUGGAUGAAAAGUACAGAAACAUACUGAACGGUGGUUAUCACGUAAAAGGAAAGUCAGCGAACAUUUUCCAUAUUUCUGGGCUGAAAAUUACUUACUCUGGUGCAGAAACAUAUCCCGAGUAUAUCAUCAUCGAAGGAAAACUGCAACAGAAAAUUCGUUUGCAGGUUUUGGCCAUCAAGCGAGUGAUCUCUCCGACUAUAACAUACUCAUUCUUGCGGCCUAUUGUUAAAAGAAAUGUGUUCUAUUGGGACAAUCGAGGUCCGUGGAGAAAAUGCAGCCGACAAUGUCAAGGGUCGCGUAAGCGAGAGCUUCUUUGUAAACGCGGUGGAGAUAACUCGAGCGUCUCUUCAAAAUUCUGUAAGGGUAUUGAGAAACCAGAAAAGAUUGAAGAGGUCUGCAACGGCAAUUGUGUCUUCAAGUGGAUGAUAACAAGUAAAGGUGCAUGUAAACCUGGCUGCGGGCCUAGUACUCAGAAGCUGUAUUACCGCUGUGUCAAACAUUUUGUGUCAUCAGGCGCAAAUCUUAUACAUCCAAGUAGAGAUUGUGAACGCGUUACGAGACCUCCAAAUAGGGAAAAAUGCGAAGGAUCGUGUGACAAUGUCGUAUGGGCUUACUCUCGCUGGUCUAAGUGUUCCAAGUCAUGUAAUGGCGGCAUUCAACGACGAAGCGUUGUUUGUUUGGAGAAGAACGCAAAAAUCCGUAAAGAACUCCCGGUUGCUAUGUGUGCCAGAAUUGAAAAACGACCAGAAACGCGCUCUUGCAACACUAUGCGCUGUCCAGCAUGGCGCGCGGGAGAGUGGAGUAGAUGUUCGGCUGCCUGCGGUGAAGGUAAUCAACGAAGAAAAGUUCAGUGUGUUAUGAAUGGCAAUAGGCAAACUUCACCCGAGCGAUGCGAUUCACGGAGAAAACCAAGUGACGAAAGAAGUUGCCGUAUUAAAGCAUGUCCUCAUUGGGAGUACGAGGAAUGGUCGGAUUGUUCUGCCACGUGCGGUUCGGGGCAUCAAGUCCGUCUUGUUCGAUGUACAAACAGUGAUCGCGAAAUGUUGAACGAGAUAGAAUGCCAAGGAAAAGACAAACCGCCGUCAAGACGAGCCUGCGAUGGAUUACCGCAAUGCAACCUGACACUAUUCUAUUUGAAAAAGGUCGCUGACCGUGGGCGUUUUAGAUGGAAAACUGAAGCCUGGGGAAAGUGCUCAGCGACAUGUGGUGAAGGUCUCCAAAAACGGAAUGUCACGUGUGUCGAUUCACGUGACGUAAUCACGAGUAAUGAGUCCUGUGCAAACAAGAAGAAACCAGAGACGGCCCGAAUUUGCACGAGUCACUGUGGGAGAUGGAAACAAAGUCGUUGGUCUAAAUGUUCGUCGAUGUGUGGAAAAGGAUUUCAAACCAGAAACGUUAGCUGUGCCGAUGUUAAUGACGAACCACUCGGCGAUAUCAUGUGCAGUUCCAACACAAAACCGAAAAUGAUUCGAGAAUGUCUCGAGUAUUGUGGAAUUUGGCGUCAUUCUAGAUGGACUAAGUGCUCUUCAAAUUGUGGAAGAGGAACACAAAGACGACAAGUAAAAUGUUUCAAUAGAAAAUUCAGAGCGAUCGAUGACGAAUCCUGUGAUCCAUUGUUAAGACCAUCUAAUAUUAGGCAAUGUUCGAACUAUCUCUGUAGGCCUGCAAUAAAACAAAAGCCGAUUGUGAACCGGCGUUGGAAGACUGGAACUUGGACCAAGUGCUCACGAAGCUGUGGACGUGGCUUCAGGCGUCGUUCUGUUCAAUGUUUCGAUGGCUUAUCCGGCAAAAAGCUUCGCGAGCAAUACUGUAAUAAAAAAACAAAACCGCAGUCGAUGAAUCGCUGCAGUUUGGGAACUUGUCCAAUAUGGAGAGUGAGCCAAUGGAGUAAGUGCUCAAAAACAUGUGGAACUGGCUCAAAACAAAGACGCGUAUCGUGUAUUUACGGAAUUUCCAGAGCGAAUCAUUCGUUGAAAACCAAUUGUGACGAAAGCAUAAAACCACCAAUGGUAAUGAGUUGCUCCACAAACGAUUGUCCUAAGUGGCGGACGAGUCAAUGGACAAAGUGCUCAAAAACCUGUGGUCUAGGAGCCGUUCUUAGACGGGUCUAUUGCUCCAACUCGACUCACAUCAUGCCCGACAGAUAUUGCUACAGAAAACUUCGACCAUCUUCCAUGAAAACAUGCUACACUAAAAGCUGUCGACCAAUGGUGCGUUGGGCAAAAAGCAAAUGGCAUCCUUGCUCUGUACAAUGCGGUGAAGGUUUGAAAAAGCGAGAAGUCUGGUGCCAAGACUUUUAUGGUAGGAAAGUGCCUUCUAUAAGAUGCCGCAAUUUACGACGCAAACCUCGCUCGCAAAAGCCUUGCAGGAGACGUUCGUGCGGAAUUUGGGAGACGGGCAUUUGGGGAAAGUGUUCAAAAAUGUGUGGAUUGGGUAUCAGUGAACGAGACGUGCGUUGUCGAAGAGACACUUUAUUCUUGGAUGAAAGGUUCUGCUCAAACAGAGAGAAACCAAGAAAUAAAAGAUCUUGCAUGAUCAAAGAAUGCCAUUCACGAAACACAAGUUAUAAAUGGUUUGCGUUCUCGUUCAGCCCGUGUUCAAAAACAUGUGACGCUGGAGUACAAUCUCGUAUGAUCGUGUGCGUCGAUCAGAGCAAGAAACAGGCUCCCAGUGAGCUCUGCGACCCCCACGAUAAGCCUGCACAGAUGAGGGCGUGUCGAAACGUAAACUGCGCCCCCAAGUGGAUUGUUGGCCAGUGGUCUGAGUGCACCAAGUCAUGUGGUGAUGGCCGGCAAUCUAGAGUGAUUACAUGUCCAGAGAAAGAUCGGAACUCCAAUGAUCUAUGCGAUUCAUCACAAAGACCGCCAACUGAGAGACGCUGUAAUCGUGGAUCUUGUGAUAGCUUUUAUGUUUGGAAAACUGGCCCCUGGUCCCAGUGUUCUUCCACCUGUGGCGAAGCGUACAUGAGAAGAGCCGUGAAAUGUCUGGGACGAAACAACCAAAAAAGCACAGAUGAAAGAUGUAGGAAAUCCUGGACAGUGAAACCCGAAGAUACACGAAAAUGUUUCUUGCCGAAAUGUGCUCCAAGAUCGUGUAGGGAUGUUCAGAUACAACAGGGAAAACAGGAUGAUGCUGAAUUUAACAUCACAAUCAACUCCAAAAGAAUUCAGGUGUAUUGCUAUGGAAUGUUAACUGAUAAUCCAAAAGAGUUCAUCACGCUGCGAUCGGGACCUCGGCAUAAUUUUGCCGAAUAUUACCAUCGAAGUUUGAGAAAUCCUGCUAAAUGUCCCUAUAAUGGCGCCAGACGAGAUGACUGCCCUCAUUGUGUUCCUGGUUUGCUUGAUGAGUCGGGAGGAACAUAUUUUUCAAAGGUUCGCCUCGAUCUCCGUCGAAUGUCAGUCAUUGGUAAGGAUUUCACCUUUGCUGUGAAGCGUGGCAAACGUGCGCCAAACUAUGGCACGGCUGGUGAUUGUUACAGCAAAUCUCAGUGUCCUCAGGGUCGUUUUAGUAUCGACUUAACCAACACUGGUAUUUCAAUAUCACCGGAAGUGACGUGGAAAUCAUACGGUUACUAUUUGUCAAAAGUCAUAAGUAUCAAUAAGGGAAGACAAAUCGUAACUGGAAUGUGCGGCGGUUAUUGCGGUGUAUGCAGGCCUUUUCAAACUCUAAGAGUUGUUGUCCUAUAACACGGGGGUGGUGUUCUUACUUCCCGCCGCAAAAAUUAUUUCGAAUAUAAUUAUAUACAUAGGCUUUUAAAUAGAUUAUGUAAAUAAUGUAACAUAUUUAUAAGGCGUUUUUCAAUCAGUUGAUAUUUUAGUUUGUUUAUAAUUCUUUACGAGUUAUGUUUUUACGAGUUACAUAACGCAUGUGUAUUAUACUUAGAAAAGCACUUUAUUUAAUAUUUUUCAAGAUAUAUACGUUUUCUUAUAUAUGUAAAUGCUGUAACACUAACUAGACGAUGUUUCAAUUUGAGUAAUGGCUAACAUGAUUUUUGAUGUUCUAAUUUAA
Molecule: messenger RNA, 6733 nt
Organism: Xenia sp. Carnegie-2017
Lineage: Eukaryota; Metazoa; Cnidaria; Anthozoa; Malacalcyonacea; Xeniidae
Product: A disintegrin and metalloproteinase with thrombospondin motifs 9-like
Exons: 44
Coding region: 466-6411 (1981 amino acids)
Biological process (GO): proteolysis; extracellular matrix organization
Cellular component (GO): extracellular matrix
Molecular function (GO): zinc ion binding; metalloendopeptidase activity
Source: RefSeq, a predicted model, not a curated record